Messenger RNA from Oxyura jamaicensis (ruddy duck), 6729 nucleotides. RefSeq names its product post-GPI attachment to proteins inositol deacylase 1 (gene PGAP1). The transcript is spliced from 27 exons. The coding region runs from base 32 to 3055 and encodes 1007 amino acids. The record is from RefSeq and is a predicted model, not a curated record. Lineage: Eukaryota; Metazoa; Chordata; Aves; Anseriformes; Anatidae. Gene Ontology annotation, biological process: GPI anchor metabolic process; endoplasmic reticulum to Golgi vesicle-mediated transport. Gene Ontology annotation, cellular component: endoplasmic reticulum. Gene Ontology annotation, molecular function: phosphatidylinositol deacylase activity.
CGUCCCCUCAGCGCGCCCUGACCUCCCCAUCAUGGCGGGCUCGCAGCGGGCGGCUGCGUCUCUGCCCUCCCCGACAUGGCGGGCAGGCGGCGCGCCGAGCGCCGACCUCCCCAACAUGGCGGCCGCACCUCUCCCGCUCCCGUUGGCGGCCAGGUUGUGGCGCCCGCCCCGUCCCUCCCCGCCCGGUCCCUCCCCGCGGUGCCCGCGGCCGCGGGGUGAGGCCGCUCCGCACCUCAGCGCGAUGGGGCGGGCGAGCGGGCGGCUGCCCGCGGCAGCGCCGCUCUUCUACGGGGCGCUGGCGGCGCUGGCGCUGCUGGGGGUGCGCGACGUGCUCUUUCUCUACGAGGAGAACCGCUGCAGCAUGACCUACAUGUUCGAGUACCCCGAGUACCUGAAAAUAAAAUUACCGAAGAAAACAGCCAGGCGAUAUCCAGCAUAUGAGCUCUAUCUCUACGGGGAGGGGAAUUAUGCUGAAGAAAACAAAAAUCUAGUAUUGACAGGAAUUCCAGUUCUCUUUCUUCCUGGGAAUGCUGGCAGUUACAAACAAGUGCGUUCUCUCGGAUCCAUUGCACUUAGAAAAGCAGAAGAUCUUGACUUCAAGUAUCAUUUUAAUUUCUUCACUGUCAACUUCAAUGAGGAGUUGGUUGCACUGUAUGGUGGUACUCUCCAACGACAGACCAAAUUUGUGCAUGAAUGCAUAAAAGUAAUUCUUAAGUUGUACAGGGACCGAGAAUUUGCACCAAGCAGCGUUGCAAUAGUAGGCCAUUCCAUGGGUGGUCUUGUUGCAAGAGCAUUGCUUACCCUGAAGAAUUUUAAGCCUGAACUUAUAAAUCUGCUCAUUACACAAGCUACACCUCAUGUUGCACCUGUAAUGCCUUUGGAUAAAUAUCUUACUGAUUUUUAUACAGCUGUAAACAAUCAUUGGAUUCUAAACGCCCAAGAGUUAAGAAAUUUAACUACCCUUUCUGUGGCGGGAGGAUUCAGAGAUUACCAAGUUCGUUCAGGACUGGCUUUUCUACCAAGAUUGAGUCAACAAGACAGUGCCUUAUCUGUUGUGAGCUCGGCUGUGCCUAGAGCUUGGGCCUCAACAGACCAUCUCUCCAUAGUGUGGUGCAAAGAAUUGAUCCUGGCUACCAUUAGAGCUUUUUUUGAUCUCAUAGAUGAAAAGACAAGGCAGAUAACCGAGGAUCCCAAGAAGAGAAUGUCCGUACUGAAUCACCACUUUGUGAGACACCCUGGAAAGAUAUUUGAGGAAAAUCCUGAAGCUUUUACAGAACUUAGAGGAGGUUUCAUGUGGAUUGAAGUCAAAACCUCAAAAUGGACUUACUCUGUUUACAAUGAUUCAAAUGGAAAAUAUUUUGUGUUUCCUCUUGCAAGCCACAGAAAAUCCUACAGUCAUGUUUACUGUGAAAACAGCAUGUUGGAUACAAGUAGCUGGAUUUAUGGCUGUAUGGACAGCAAUGCUUCAAUGUGUCUGGAAGCUACUGAUUUAUCCUGGAGAGCUGAGUUACUUCCAGCCAUCAAGGUUAUAACACUGAAACUUCAGGAUUAUCCUUCUUUGUCCCACAUUGUCAUUCUUGUACCACCCACAGUCGGCAAUAAGUUUGCUUUGAACUGUGAAUUCUUCAAAGAGGAUUCCAGAACAGUACAGCUUCCUGUAACGAAUCUUUUUUCCUUUGGCCUAUCUUCAAGCAAAAUUCUUUUAAAUUCAACUGGCUUACUUUACAGUGUUCAGCUUCAGCACUUUAACCAAGUAUAUCAAGCUUUCAGAAUAUAUAUAGAGAGCCACUGCCAGUCACCCAAAGAAAAAACUAGUGUUUACAGAUUUCAUAUACCCUGGUCACAUGAAGACUCAGUAACUGUAGCUAAAGUUCCAUCUUCUACUGAGAUUUCUGCAAAAUUGCAUGUUGCUCGGCCUGGAAAUGACAGCAGGGUUCCAGUACUAAACAUUUACUCUUCCUCAGACUGUCAGUAUGAAGUAAUUCUGAAGACAUCGUUUUUACAAAUUCUUGGGCAAAUAAUAAGGUUCCAUGCUGGCGCUCUUCCUGUCUAUGUUGUUUCUAAUAUCCUCCUUACCUAUGGAGGCCAACUGAGCACAUUGAUAUCAACAGGCCAGUGUUCAGAAUUUUCCCUUGAACUAGUUAGAACAGCUAAACCCUACAAAGUAGAACCUAUUAUAAGCAUUGUUGUGUUUCUGCAGGGGUUUAACUGGUUUAGAGAGAUAUGGGAUUCACUCUCGCUGCCGGAGGUGGACGCUGCUGUACUGAGUAGUCAGGAUGUAUGGUUCCCCCUUGUGUCCCUGAUUCUAUUUCUUUUAGGGACAGGCAUUGCCUACUGGAGUGGAGUAUUUUUCUCUGCAUCUCUGAGACUCUUCUCUACAUUAUGGUUAAUUCUGAUUAGACCUACUGUGCUUCAAAAAGAAAACAAGUUGUUUACAUACAGAAGACUCUGUGUGAUGGGGUCUCUUGCUUUGGUUAGCUGGACCACUUGUGGUGCACUGGCUGUAUUCAUUACCUAUCUUCAAUACUUGUUUAAGGUAAUAAAACUACAUGUGAAUGUAAGAGCAGAAAAAAAAAUGCUAAAUGGGGAUUCAGACCGCUCAAAAGAAGCUUCACAGAACUGCAGUAGACACACGGUCAAAAACCAAAGUUUGAUAGACUUAACUUCAGAACCAACACAAUCUCUCUCCAAUAGUACGACAAUUGCUGAAGCUGCUAACAGCCUUAAGAUCCAUCUUACAAUUCUAUAUUUGUUCACAUGGAUUGUGCUGCUGAACCUGCCAUCUUUAGUUUACUGGUUUAAAAAUCUCAGGUACAAUGUUAAGCUUGAUCCCGAUCCAUGUAGAUCUACAGCUAUUAUCCUUGUAUGCAUUUUAGAAAUUCUCAUGAAUUCAAGUACUUCUGAAGUGAAAUCAAGUAAACUCUUGAAGAUUGCAGCCAAAGUUCCACUCCCUUUGUCUGUUGCAAUGUUGGCUUUUGGAGGAAUGCAUUUAUACAAAGUACCCCACUUUGUAACUUUUUCUCUUCUUCUACACGUACUAUGUUGUCUUGUGUAACAUUGGUUAUACAUAAGAAGAAUAUUGCAGCCUAGAAAGUAAUUCUGGAAAGGGGGAAAAUUUCAACAAAGAAAUGCCUUGAUUAACGUGAUAAUUUGGAUUAUUUGGGAAAGAUGACAGAACCAUGAAUACUUUACAAAAAGUUUAUAGUUCUGUUUGUGUUGCUUAGAAAGUUUUUCGUGGUGUUUAUUUCCUGACUGUGAAAAUUAAGUGAAUUAACAAUGUGUGUGUGUAAGCACAUAAAUCUUAUUAAUGUAACAUCAAUUCUGUUUGCCUUGCAGACACUUUGAUAUUUCACUAUACUUCUUUGUUUAAACAGACUUCUUUUUACUCAGUAUGCUGUGCAACACAUGUUCUAAACUUGCGUAUCUUGCAGGUCUAAAGUAUGCUGGUUAAAACUGAAUAGAUUUCAAGCACACUGUGACUAUCACAAAAACUACACAGCCAAGUAUACUUUUAAUCAUUUUAUGCUACAUUUAAAAGCUGUCACAGUUGUGUCUAGACAAACCAGAAUGUACUGCUUUUAUAGAACUGCUAUUUCUAUCAAAGUAUUUGUUCAGUUGCUGUUGAACAUUUGUGAGAUUAUUGAAAGUCUUAUACAUUUUACUUUUUGUGAGAGUGAAAAAACAACAAUACUCUGUGUAGCUUUCUAUUCAGGAAGGAUAUCAGCAGAUUCAUAAACAAUUUGCUCUAAUGUUGUUUUAAAACAUUGCCAAUUUCUUCUGUCCACACGUAGAAGCUAGCAAAUGUUGAGGUAUGGUUUGAGUUUACAGCGCAGUUGCUAUAUUGCACUGUUUACAGGUAGGCAAGGCAAUUUUUUUCCUAUCGUAAAUGGAGAAUCAGUCCUCUUAUAGUAAAUGUCCAUACAGUAAAUUAAUAUGGAAUAGUUAAGUUACAACAAUGUAAAUUCACGCCUUGCUAUGCUAACUUCCUCGUGUGGACAAACUCUUGGUAAUAGUGGCAAAUACUGACCAUAAUUAUUAGCUCUGCGUAAAGUAUUAUCUUUGUGCCUAGAUGCUACAGUGACUGCCAUUUAUAACAACGCCUAGAAUAGUUGUGUGUAAGGAAUUCCAUCUCCUGGGUACGUGUUUUGCCUACAGAAGAAAUCACACUAAACAUUAGGUUAAAAUGAGGUAUUGAUUCUGUGUAGAGAUGAGCACUUGCUUCUGUGUCAGCUGUCUCCACUAUCUGAGAUGUCUGUCAUCUUCAUAUGGAAAUAUUAUACCAGCUUAAUUACUUUAUAUGUAUAAUACCAGGAAAUCUGCUACCUAUUGUCAAUUGAAUAUAUUCUUAAUAUAGCCGUAGAUCCUGGCACAUUGAUUUUAUUCUAUCUUGAUAUUCUUGCCUGAAGUGCCUCAGUUACUUCUAGCUUGUUCUUAGGGUCAAUUCAUUUGAGCUGGCUGGAAAGGCUUAUUAAUUCAGACAGACUUUCCACAAUGAGCUUGUUUUAUCACCUCAUAAACAAGUCAGCAGUUCAAGCUAUCGGUAAGUCAUUAAAACUGCUUUAACUGAACAGAUUAUUAGUAGCUAAUCAAACCAUUGUCACCGGUGUCAGUAAUUGCUGUGCUGGUCUUCCAGUGUUAACAUUUUAAUCAAAAGGUUAGAUUAUGCAUAGUGUUCGUAAAUCAGAAAAGUUAACUCAGUAUAUUAUAUCCUGAUACUAUCUAGCCAAGUAUAUGCUACAGUAUAUGUAUAAAGGAUAAUUUGUCUGUAUAUACUUGUAGCUUGAUUUAACCUAAAAAUUACUGUUCAGACAUAGAAGCAUAGAGUAGUUCCUGUACUUUCAAGUGGCUGUGAGUGAAAGACAGUGACAGAACUGCACUGGGGCUGGUAAAAGGCUGUGAAAUGUGCAAGACUGAUUUCUGUGGAAGAUCAUUUCCUUGGUCUUCAUGAUCAGUUUGGCUUACUACUGUAUUUACUGUAUUUUACUUCUGAUUUUGGUUUGCCAUCUUAAUCAGAUCUUCAUGCACAAGCUCAUCUUUUGGAGCUGUUGGUGGAAUAAAAUAAUAGAAUAAGGAGAGGAAACAGUCUCAGCAUGUAGCAACUUUGAUAGCUUCCAAAAUCCGACAGAGCACGAAACAUACUGAAUUACAGCAGCGUAGAAUAGCACCAUUUUUUUCAUUGAAUGGUAUUUUUAAGCUGUGAAUUUUGUUGAUGUUGUUAAGACUCCUCAUGAAAUGGGUUACAGAAUUUUGGGUAGUGAUUCUUACAUGAUUUUCAAGGUGGAGGCAGGAAAAUAAAAAUGUAAUCCUUAGUCUGAGAUCCCAGACUUUCACUUCUCUGUUAAUGCUCCUCUUUCUUAGGCUACUUAUCUUCAGAGGGGAAGUAGGGGAAGUCUUAUUGCUUGUGUGUGCUUUGUGUGUCAUUUGCUUCUCAGAGAUGUGCAUCUGGAUAUUGCAGUGAUUGUGGACUGUCUAACUAGCUGUUCAAAAGAUUAGGUUUCUAAUCACAGAUUCCAUGUAUAAUCACUGAAGGUACUAGGACAAGUUCAGAGGACAGUUCAUCCCGUUCUAAGAGAGGAUGAAUUAAAUUUUUUUAUGAAUGUCUAAAAUUGUUUUUAAGGUAAAUACUAUGACCUUCCUUUUGGAGAGGAGGCUUCUGUUCUGCAAAUUUCUAGUUCUACCACAUCCACCUUUACAAUCUGAGCAGAAAUGUAGACUAACCCACUGAAAGGACUUUUAAUUGACUGCAUGAGGAAGUGUAGGUAUUACCGAAAUACCCUUUAUCUGAGUAGGCUGUGGUUAUAAAACAAUUUUUGAGAAAUAUAUUGGAAUGUCCCUUAAAACAUUUAAAUCAAAAUUUCUGUUUAUUCUUCAAACUUUAUCUAGACUGUGGGAGAAGGCACAAACUACUCUGUGAUAGGUUAGAACUCUGCUCUGUGAGGGAGGAUUUCUGCUGACGUGCAGACUCCAAAUUUGUUGUUCUGUUCCUUUUCGGAAGUUGAGGUAUUAAAGUACAGUGGUUUUGUAAAAUUAUCUGUGUGGAUGGUCAGCAUGUUAAGAUGCAGAUUAUGGUGUGUAAAACAAGCAACAUUUGGCUUGUACCUCAGGAUGCAUUCAAGAGAAGAAUUAUUUUUGCGGCUUGUAUGUUUUUAUAAGCUAUCAGAUCAGAAGUUAAAAAAAAACAACCAAACAAAAACACACACACACAGAAAAACAACAACAAAAAACACCACCACCACCACAGAUAGUGAACCUAGACUACCAAACAUCACUAAAUGUACAGCAGUCUUUCUGGGGGGGUGGUGGGGGUAGGGGAGAGACUUAAUGAGAAUCUUUUAGUGACAUCCCCAUAACUUGAAUUCCUCUUGAAGUCUCUAAUCUUUUUUGGUUGAUGUAAUCAAAUAUGUGGGUUUUCUUCAUGGUCUUCUGACUCUGCAAUAAUAGUAGCUACACCUGUAGCUAUCAGAUCAUAAAAGGUCUGUAUUUGUAUGGUAUAAAAAAAGUGUUACCACUUAACUGGAAUUACCAAAGGUGAUAUUUUCAGUUUUCCUUUAAAAGGUAGUUGCGGUAUGUCACAUUUUUGCAUCAUGUGAAAUGUCUGAUAGUUCUUUUUUGUUUAGUAACUGGAAUUCCAUUUAAUUUUAUUUGUAAAACUUGGAGUUCUGCUCUAAUUUCUUUUGAGUGAGACGAUACAUAUAGCAAUUUAUUGCUAAGUAUUCAUUUGCAAAGUUU